This is a messenger RNA of Pecten maximus, 2547 nucleotides long. RefSeq names its product zinc finger BED domain-containing protein 4-like. Lineage: Eukaryota; Metazoa; Mollusca; Bivalvia; Pectinida; Pectinidae. The transcript is spliced from 3 exons. Gene Ontology annotation, molecular function: protein dimerization activity. The coding region runs from base 1057 to 2436 and encodes 459 amino acids. The record is from RefSeq and is a predicted model, not a curated record.
UUUGUUCGUGACUGCCUUUUAGCUUGUGGUCUUGAUGCUUCUAAAUACAUAGGUCACUCUUUUCGCAUCGGAGGGGCCAGUCAUGAAAGUUCCUCCUGCAAUUUUUCCGACUCUCAACUAUGUACGUUAGGUCGCUGGAAAACGGAUGCAUUUAAAAAAUAUAUCCGCACCCCAGUAGUGUUGGGACGAUGAUCGGUAAAGAUCGAUUAGCGAUCGUUUAUAGCAUCUCGAUGCCGAUCAUCGAUGGCAAACAUCAACAAUCGAUCAUCGGCAAAUAUAAAAAGGUACCGAAACGAACGAACCUCAGUAUAUGUAAUCGAACGCGCCCGUCAGGGGGCGUAACUCGAAAACAUAAACAAUGUAAAAAGAUGGCGGCCGCUGAAGAAAAUCUAAGGGAAAUAUACCCAAACCCAGGCUCCAAAACGAAAUAAGAUGUUUGGAAAUUCUUCGGAUUUUAUAAAAUUAAUGAUAAUGAACCACCAUCAAAAAAGAAUUUGGAUACAACGCAAGCUGUUUGCCAUCUAUGCCGCAAGAUUUACAGAAAUACAGGAAAUACUACGAAUUUCAGAGCCCAUAUUGACGGGGAACACAAAUUACCGUCGGGAAAUUCCACACAAUCGCGAUCAGACAAAGUUGAAACAAAAUUAGUUCAACCAACAAUAUCGGCUGCAUUUGUCAAAAGAUGUGAUGUUGUAUCAGGAUCAAAUACUGUAUUGAGUCAAGAACGGAGAGGACGGGUCGAUGAUGCAAUAUAUCAACUAGUCGUCGGGAAAGUCCUGCCUCCAAGUCUAGUUGAGAGCGACCAUUUUAUCAAUUUUGUGAAAGAAUUGGAUCCAAGAUACAAGUUGCCAAAUAGAAAAAAACUUAUGUCCAUGCUUCUAACCAAGAAAAUGGAAAUCCAGGAAAAGAUAAAAGAGGAUAUUCGGUCAUGUGACGGGGUGGGAAUUACACAUGAUGGGUGGACCAGUACAAGCACUGAGAGUUACCAAACCACUACCAUCCACUACAUCGAUAAAACCUGGAACAUGGAGACAGCAGUUUUGAGCACAAAACAAAAUGGAAGGUUCUCACACUUCAGAAAAAAUUGCAGCUUCACUUGAUGAAACGAAAAGAGAAUGGUGUUUGCCGAAAAUAGUGGCCACCACCGACAAUGCGGCUAAUAAGAAAAAGGCAUUCGAAAUCCUGAAAUGGCCCCGUUUCUGCUGCUAUGGUCAUCGCAUAAAUUUGAUAGUGAAGAAGUCUCUGGAACCAACAGAUAUCGCUAGGUUAUGUGGGAAAGGCAGGCGUUUAGUAACGCUUCUUCACACAUCAUCAAGUGUUAAUGAUAAGUUAAGAGAGAAACAAGAACUUCUCCUCAACCCAGAGCUUGUUGGUCAUAAGCUGAUCGGGGAUGUUCCAACAAGAUGGAACUCAACGUUGGCCAUGCUACAGAGACUUAUUGAACAAACCCCUGCUCUAAUGGCCCUCACUUCUGAUGAACAAAUCAAUAAGAGUGCACUAGCAACAAUUAGAAAUUGUGUCUACACAUUUGAUGAGACCGCAUUAGCUGAAAAGGUAGUAUCUAUUCUAGAGCCUUUCAAAAAGGCUACAGAGGUAGUUUGCGCAGAGAAAACCCCAACAAUAAACAAAGUGCUGCCUGUAGUUGUGAAGUUAUACAGAACUCUUAAUGAAAAUGAAGGAGACCUACCAGCCAUCCGUACGAUGAAAGCUACAAUAAGGAAACAAAUGGAGUUUAGAACUGAAGCUGAAGAAAUUGCGCUAGUUGGUUGUAUUCUUAGUCCAUUUACAAAGGGUUUUGAGUUUCUUCCGGACAAAAAGGAAGUCGCAGAAGGAUUACUUCGAAAACGUUCCUCUGAUGUCGAGGUAUCAGUCACUGUGAAACAGGAACCAAUUGAACAAGAACUUGAACCAGUCACGAAAGUGGUACCUGAUUUACCAACACUGGGGAACUAUGAUGAUGAUCAUGAAAUGACUGAUGAAUCUAAUUCUACGACUACUUACCAGUCUCAGAAAUCUGUACCUGAGGAUAAAACAACUGAACAAACUCAAGAAACAGAAUCUAAAGAAAGUCCCAAGAAAAAGUUAAAAUCCAAAGAUACAGAGGAUUGGCUUGACGACGUUAUCUGUACAGGCGAAGUAAAAAAGAAACUGCAGAUGCCGUUCAAGCCGAGAUUUCAAGGUACCUUGGUACUACAGUGGUCGAUUCAGACCGACCGUCAGAAGACAGUCCUUGAAUGGUGGAAAGCAAAUGCUAUGUUUUCCCCCAGAUUAUCAGUGUUAGCUAGGAGGUGUUUGUGUGUACAGGUAUCUUCUGUACCAUCUGAACGUGUGUUCAGCUUGGCAGGUCAGUUGGUCUCCAAAAAACGCAAUCGUAUCAAUCCAAGUCAGGUUGAUUUGUUCAUAUUUUUCAACAAAAAUAUGAAGAAUUUUUGGUGAGUGUGAUAUUCGCCACUCGAUAGUUAAUUAAUGGGAAAUUAACUGAUUUUACAGAAAAUUAUCUACUAUCCACUAGUAUCUAGCUACCCCAGUAGCCAAAUUGCAAAGACA